UAGGAAAUAGGCUACCCUCCGUAUAAUUUUGGCUGCGUCGUCCAGCCGCCGACCACAGUUGUUUUCUGUCCAUACAGUGUGCGAGGAGAGGUAAUGUAGCCUACCUUGCUGUGUUCACUGACAGACGGGUUCACGCCAGUUCACCGGGAUCAUCUGAGGCGAGGACCCACCCCCUCCUCCCAAAACGCAACGAACGGAGCUAAUCUAAUAUAAUUCAUUUCUAUAUUAAUGUCGGAUUCCUUUUUACCCCGGACCAUCUAUCAAGGUUCCCAUUGAGCUGCUAAAACAGCCCACUGUGGUGUGAGAGGAGUCCCAGAAGCUGAGGAUAAACAUGAAGCAACACUGUGAUGUCAUCGCGGCUGGCCCAUGACACUUAAACUCUAUCAGCCCUCUCCACAAACCACUCGCCCUCCGUUACCAUACCGGACAACCAGUCAGUCACCCAUCAUCUACACACCGCUACAAUACAAUGGCCAGCAAGAGGAAGUCAACAGUGCCAUGCAUGAUCCCAUCCAAAAGCAAACACAUGCGUGAGGAGAUCAUACUUGGCUGCCUCCCUGAGCUCCUACCCACAAUCCCAGAGGACAGCAUCCUCAGCAUAUCUGGAGAAGAUGGACAUCAUUUUUACCAUGAUUCCUCCAGACCUGAAGGGGGUGACAGAUGGCAGAAAGGGGGCACCUACAGCUGCCCACCUUGCUGCUUUGAGUCCAGAGAUCUGAACUACUUUUUGGACCACCUGCACAACUGCCACAUAGACUUUAGGGCCCUGCCCAGUUUCUACUGCCUGAACUGUGGUGUGUCAGUGGUCAGGUUUGAGGCCCUGGCCCUGCACAACUCUAAAGCCCACCCUGGGGUGUCGGGGGGCUCUGUCACUGCGUCCCUGCAUGUCAAGAAGAGCGAUGGGGCGACUACCGUGGAGCAGAGCCUGUUCACAACAAAUGGGGAGGACUCUAACGAUCCUGCAAUCUCCUUCACUAAAACACCUAUAGUGAGGAUGAUGAAGGCCAAGGGACAGCACAAGAAGAUUGUAGUCUCCCACACAGUGGAGCUGCGGAGGAUAGACACUGGGAAGGAGAUGGAGCGGACAGACCCCACCAUGUUGACGAAUGUGCCUAAGCUACAGAAUGGGUCUCUCAGUGGGACCGGUGGCCCUGCUAUGUUGAGGAAACCUGUCACUCAUGUGAUAACAACAACAGUGCCCAAUCAAGCCUAUCACCAGCACAGCCCUCCCACCUUCUCAUUCUCCUCCUCAUCCUCCGAUUCCAGCAGAAACCUCCCAAAGGUGAUGAUUCCCCUGAGCAGCAUCCCCACCUAUGAUGCUGCCAUGGACACCAGCAGUUUUCUCAAGACUUCCUUUGGCAAGUUCCCCUACCCGACCAAAGCUGAGCUCUGCUACCUGACCGUGGUCUCUGAUUGGCCAGAGGAGCUGAUCAAACUCUGGUUUACCGCCCAUAGACUCAAACAGGGGAUCAGCUGGUCCCCUGAGGAGAUAGAGGAGGCCAGGAGGAAGAUGUUCAACACGGUCUUCCAAGGAACAGCACCCCCAAAACAGCCUCCCAAGCAACGGCACAACAAUCAUGUCCAUGCCCAACCUGCUCCAGUGGGCUCCAGCCACCAGGCUGCCAGGGUGGCCCAUGACAGUGUAGUGAGAAGGCAUACUGGAGUCAUAGCCACUUCGGCUAGCAUUUCAGCCGCUGGUCACCCGGUCACCACUAGGGUCUCUUAUGCUGCCCCAACCAUGAUCCCCCCGAAAUAUCAGACAGUAGUCAGUAGAACAACACAGGUAGUGGCCAGGAACACUAUCCCCACUACUGUGCCCAGCCUGGAGUCUGACAAGAGUGUUGCGCUGAGGUUGGGUUUGGUGGGAAACAACAGUUGUGUCAUUAGCACCAGCAGCAGAAGCAGCAGUAGCAGUAGUAGUUGCAGUAGUAGCAGCAGCAUCAGCAGUUACUCCUCCAUUAGUAGUGACGGCGGAGACCAUGGCACUAGGAAACCAAUCAACAACAGCAGUUCCAGCAACAGCAUCGUCAGUUGCUCCUCCAACAUUGGCAAUAAUAAUGAUUGUCUCACUAACAGCCAUGACAAACCAAACAAUCAAAGCAGCAGACAUAUUAGCAUACCGUCUGUCUUGGAAGGCUUCAGCAGCAUCAGCAACAAAAGUAAAGUGAUCAUGAGUAAUACCAGCAAAUCUAACGUUAUCACCUAUGACAUUCAUAGCAACGGCAACACAGCUAACCAGGAUCAUUACCCAUCAACAAAGGGUGAUGAUGACAGUAACAACAACAAUAUCCACAAGUCCAACAACGGCAGUAUUAGCAGUGGCUACACCAGCACUAGCAAUAAUGAUAAUGUCAACAACCUGAACCAUGCCAGCAAAGCCCAAAACGAAAACACCAGCACAAGUGCCAUUACCAAAAGCAGCAGUAGCAGCAGCAGCAUAUCUAUCAUAGAGGAUGGCAAAUGCACCAAGGAGGUUCCUAUGAAAUGUAUGUCAGUCCUGCGGCAGCUUAUCAAGGAGGAAGACCAUUUUAGGGAUGACAGGACCUGCCCUGAACUAAAAGUAGACCCCAUAAAGAUCAACCUGCAGAGGUUCAUGGUGAGCGAUCCAGCUGCAAAACCUGGUUCAGAGGCCUUCCCUCCAGAGCUCAAGUCUGAGACGCAUGUCUCAGACCCAUCACACCCGUCUUUCUCUGCACCCUGGGGCAAGAAAAACCCCCGGCAGGUGCACCUUCUGAGGCAGGCAUUCACCAGCACACGCUGGCCCAGCAGCCAGCAGUACGAGGAGCUGAGUAUCAUGACAGGCCUGCCCAAGCCAGAGGUGGUCCGCUGGUUCAGCGACAGCCGCUACAUCCACAAGAACAGCCAGCUGAAAUGGCUGGAGGGCUACCAGUGCCUACCAGCAGAGGGAGAGGAAGGAAAGGGCCACAGAGACCACAACACAGGGGCACUGAUUGAUCCCCAGGAGGUUCAUAGGAAACUGGUGGAGCAGGAGGUGAACAAGCAGCAUGAUGGAGGACCUGAGGGGCUGAGCUCAGGGCAGCAGGGAUUCUGGUGGGGUGCAGACACACAGAGGCCGCUGUUGAGUCCAGCAGGGCCAGAGGAGACUGGGGAGAAAGAAAGAGCUGUGGAGACAGGGAAGGCCGAAGGACUACACGGUCACUGGGCAGAGAGGGAGGAUGACCACCAGCAGCCAAUUACCAGCCAGACCUUUGGGGAGCAGCAGACAGAGCCCAGGGAUCGUCUGAUAAUAGAGCUGCUUGAAGUGUGACGGCGUGACCCAAACCUACUGGGGGUAAAGGAUGGGUUGGCUGGCUGGCUUUACAGAUGGCCAUGGUCUGGUGUGUUCAUUAUGACAGCAGAUGUGAUUGUAGCUGGACCAUUGGACUGUAACUGUGAAUACCCCCAUAUCCCCCCUCCUCUUCAUCACUUCCUGCCACCCUCUAAAGAACUUCUCACCUUUUGAGUCCUGUGAUGUUCAAUCCUUUCUUCAUUCUUCUUUGUGGUCGUGUGGGGAAUGGGAUGGUGCACAUAGAGGGUGGUAAGCCGGAUGAGACAGAGAGAAGACGAACACUGACUGGACAACUGACUUGAAUGAAGGAAGAUGGGAGAGGGAUAAUGAGAUAAUGUUUAGGGAAAGGGAGAUGAAUAUGAUUGAAACUGCACUAAAGAGGGUUUUUGUUGACUGGACAAAGUGAGCAGUGUCUAGGAGAUGUUAUUGUUGGCGUUGAUAUUUGUUCCUUUUCUUUAGCAACCAGUACUUCAGCACUGCCUUGAAUUGUACUUUUCUCCGUUAAUUGGUUUUUCAAUUUUACUUCUUCUAUAGUCACUGUAAGUCCAGAAGUAAUUGAGCCUCUAGUUUUAUUUACCUCUGUAUAAAUGUUGGUGAUCACUCAACAGGUCAGCUACACCAGGGUUUCCCAAACUCGGUCCUCGGGACCCCAAGGGGUGCACAUUUUGGUUUUUG
This is a messenger RNA of Coregonus clupeaformis (lake whitefish), 3964 nucleotides long. RefSeq names its product zinc fingers and homeoboxes protein 3-like. The record is from RefSeq and is a predicted model, not a curated record. Gene Ontology annotation, biological process: regulation of transcription by RNA polymerase II. Bases 470 to 3268 code for a protein of 932 amino acids. Gene Ontology annotation, molecular function: DNA binding; DNA-binding transcription factor activity, RNA polymerase II-specific. Lineage: Eukaryota; Metazoa; Chordata; Actinopteri; Salmoniformes; Salmonidae. The transcript has 3 exons. Gene Ontology annotation, cellular component: nucleus.